AUGGCUCAGUUUGCCCAGGCCCUGGCCGAAAUGGGUGAAUUCGGUCGCUUCCAGGUACAGCUGGUGAUCCUGCUGAGUGUCCCCAACUUCCUGUGUGCCUACCACAUGUUUGCCCAGGUCUUCAUGAUCCAGCACGAGACCCACUACUGCUCCGUGGCCUGGGUCAAGAACCACACGUUGAACCUGAGCGCGGCCGAGCAGUUGGCACUGAGCGUGCCUCUGGAUGCCGCCGGCAACCCCGAGUCCUGCCUGAUGUUCCGGCCGCCCCCUGCCCACGCCAGCCUCGGGGACAUCCUCGGCCGCCGCUUCAACGAGACGCAGCCCUGUGAGGCGGGCUGGGAGUACCCAGAAGACAGGCCCCUGUCCCUGAAGAACGAGUUCAACCUUGUCUGUGAUCAGAAGCACCUGAAGGAGACCUCACAGUCGGCGUUCAUGGCCGGGCUCCUGGUCGGGGCUCUCAUCUUCGGGCCCCUGUGUGACCGGAUUGGCCGCAAGGCCACUGUGCUGGUGCAGCUGCUGCUCCUCGCGACCGUCGGCCUGGCCACGGCCUUCGUGCCCAGCUUUGCGCUCUACGUGGCCCUGCGCUUCGUCGUGGCGACUGCGGUCUCCGGCUUCUCCUUCAGCAACGUCACCCUACUUACAGAGUGGGUGGGGCCCGCCAAGAGGACCCAGGCCGUGGUCCUGGCCCAGUGCACCUUCUCCGUGGGGCAGAUGGCGCUGGCCGGGCUCGCCUACGCCGUCCGGAACUGGAGGCAUUUCCAGGUGGCCGGCUCCGCGCCUGUCUUCCUGCUCUUCUUCUACAUCUGGGCCCUGCCAGAGUCCGCGCGUUGGCUCCUGACAAGAGGAAGGGUGGAGGAGGCCAAGCAAGUGAUCCAGAAGGCGGCCUCGGUCAACAGGCGGAAGCUCUCCCCAGAGCUCCUGUGCCAGCUGGUCCCAGAGAAGACAGGCCCCUCAGGGAGCCCACUGGAUCUGUUCAGACACCCCCAGCUCCGGAAGGUGACCCUGAUCCUCUUCUACAUCUGGUUCGCGGACAGUCUGGGGUACUUCGGCCUGAGCUUCCAGGUCGGUGACUUUGGCCUGGACAUCUACCUGACGCAGCUGGUCUUCGGGACGGUGGAGGUCCCCGCCCGCUACUCCAGCAUCUUCGUGAUGCAGUGGCUGGGGCGCAGGCGGAGCCAGAUGCUGACGCUGAUCCUGGGCGGCCUCAUGUGCAUCAGCAUCACCUUCGUCCCAGCAGAUCUGCCCGUGGUGGUCACCGUGCUGGCCGUGGUGGGCAAGUUUGCCACGGCCGCCGGCUUUACCAUCUCCUACGUGUACUCUGCCGAGCUCUUCCCCACCGUCAUCCGGCAGACGGGCAUGGGGCUGGUGGGCAUCUUCUCGAGGAUCGGGGGCAUCCUCACGCCCCUAGUGAUGCUGCUGGCCGAGUACCAGGUGGCCCUCCCCAUGCUCCUCUACGGCAGCCUCCCCAUCGGCGCAGGCUUACUCUGUGCCCUGCUGCCCGAGACCCGGGGCCAGCCCCUGAAGGACACCAUCGAGGACCUGGAGCCCCUCCCACGGCCUCUGGACUCAGCACUUUCAGAAAAGGAAAGCGAGGCUUCAGGAAGAACUUCCGGCCCGGGGGUGACCUUCGUGAGCAGCACGUACCUCUGACCAUGUCUCCGGAGCCAGCAGGGAGCUGCCUGAACACCCCCCAGAAAUGGCCGGGGACUGCAGCAAGCCCUCCCCGCCGACCCCGCAGAUGGCCGCAGCACACUGCUGGCCUGAACCCUGUCCUGGCCCCGGGCCGCCCCGUCCUGAAGUGUCCGGGGGGGGCCUCCCUCUUCUGUUCACCCCUCACCACCUUCCUCACCCCAGCCACGGCCCCCCCACCAUUCGGGGGUCGGGCCUUGGUGUUUCCUGGGCGUCACUGGCUCUCUAGUAGGCUCGUGGGAGGACGGCUCCUCUGGUCCCCUCUGCCUGCAGGCCCGGGCCCAGAACACAGCAGAUGGGUAGGGCCUUUCCAAGAACGCAGAGUAGGAGGAGAGAAAGCUUGAAGCUGUGGCCGUAUCCGGGCCGGGAGGAGAAAAGGCUGUGGAUGGGAAGGCUGUGGUUCCUCCCAGGGGCUGGACCAGGCCCCAGGACAUUUGAUCCUGCUGAGAGAGGACUCCGUGCUCCACAUCAAAGCUUCAGUCGUGCAUUCUCUUCAAAGGUCCUCCAUCCCCUGCCCUGCAUUCAUUCAGCUCAUGCCUGAUCUUGGGGCCCAGGGACCAGGGGUGGGGAAAGGGCGGAGGCUGGGAGUUCCUCUCCUCAUCUCCCUCCCCCCUCCCCUCCUGCAGGGCGAGGGGAAAGGGCUUUCUAGCGGGCUGCGCUGGCCUUGCUUCCUUCCCCGCGCGUCCUGGCUAAUCGUCAGUCAGUGUACUCCGGGCAGGCUGCUCCCAGUCAGCUCCUCCGUGGGGGACACGUCGCUGGAUUUCUCGGUGGUGCUCCCAGGACCUCUGCCCUGUUCCUUCCUCCAACGAGUGUGCUCACAGCUGACCUCUAGGGCCCCCUCCUCACCUCCUGCCCCAGCAGUGUUCCCCACAUGGUCUCCCUUACUGCCAGCCCUCCUGGCUGGGUCCCAUCCAGUGGCCUCCAGCCAGGGUGCCUUCCCGGGUAGCCACCGUGCGUGCUUGCACCAGCGAACAGGGGGAAAGAGCUGGCCAGGGCUCUCCGCUGCUCCGCCCCGCUAACCGCCCGCCAGACAGUGAGGUCCAGUCUCUCCCCCAGGGGCCCAGGCCUGCAGAAGGGCUCCUUCUGGACCUCCCUCUCUUCCUCCCACUCACCUUCCCUGAUGGAGGCUGGAGGGCGUGCUCCGUGCUCCGGGCUGGUUUCCCAUCUUUGUGAAUCCGGCAUGAAAGUGUUCAGCACCUCUUUUGAAUACGUGCAUCUUUAUUGAUGAUAUAACAGAAGGCAGGCGACACUCCACACUUCCCUCCCCCAAGGUGGGAGUGGGACUCAAGUGACAUUUCUCAGGCACCCAUGACUGCCCGGGCAACAAAGGAGGGAAAAAGCCCAUGGUCACCUGAUAAAGAUCACGGUGACGAAGCACAUAAAACUCCAUCAGUUUGUGACUUUCUUCAUGAUUUACAAGAAAAGCUCAAUCCUGAGAAUAGUCAGACCUCCUAUAGACUCAGUUGCCCGGAGCCUUCAUGUCACCUCCUCCCUCCAUAGGAUAAAAAGCCCCAUACAGGGAGUGCCUGGGUGGCUCAGUCAGUCCAAAUCCAGCUCUGGUCAUGAUCUCACAGUUUGGGAGUUCAAGCCCCAC
Molecule: messenger RNA, 3283 nt
Organism: Suricata suricatta (meerkat)
Lineage: Eukaryota; Metazoa; Chordata; Mammalia; Carnivora; Herpestidae
Gene: SLC22A13
Product: solute carrier family 22 member 13
Exons: 10
Coding region: 1-1650 (549 amino acids)
Biological process (GO): transmembrane transport
Cellular component (GO): membrane
Molecular function (GO): transmembrane transporter activity
Source: RefSeq, a predicted model, not a curated record